Messenger RNA from Drosophila innubila, 1586 nucleotides. RefSeq names its product protein takeout (gene Jhbp7). The record is from RefSeq and is a predicted model, not a curated record. The coding region runs from base 58 to 1491 and encodes 477 amino acids. The transcript is spliced from 7 exons. NCBI's taxonomy places the organism in Eukaryota, Metazoa, Arthropoda, Insecta, Diptera, Drosophilidae.
CCGACCCGUUAACAGUGCCAGAGUUGACAAAAUCCGUUUCCAAUAACUAUCUCAAAUAUGCUGCUUCAGUUGUGCUCCACAGUGCUGAUUGGCCUUGCACUAGGCGCCAGUGGUGCCUCCAAUUUUCCUGCUGAGCUGCCGCGUUGCCAUUUCGGUGAUACCCAGUGCAUUAUUGAUGUAUCCCAUACGCUGGUGCGGCAAUAUGCACGCACGGGCCUUGCGUCAGCGGCCUUUCCACAGGUGGAGCCUUUCCUGGUUAAGCGCUUUGACAUUUCGGACGGACGCAGUGGCUCGCUGAGUCUCAAGCUUAACUUCCGCGAUGUCAACGUGGAGGGUUUGUCCGGCGUCAAGUUUGACAGAGCGGUUGGCUUUCAGGCAAAUCCUGCUACCAGCAAGUUUGAAAUGUACGGCUCAUUCCCGAAAAUUGUGCUGCGUGGCAAGUACUUGGCUGAUGGACGUAUUUUGAUCCUACCUAUUCGGGGCGAUGGCGAUGCUGACAUCACCCUGCACAAUCCCAAGUUCUCCGUCAAGUUCAAGCCGAGCACACAGGUGCGCAAUGGACGCACCCAUCUGAGCGUGGACAAGCUCAAGGUACUCGUAGAGCCACAAAAAAUGAACAUCAAGCUGACGAAUCUCUUUAAUGGUGAUAGAGCGCUGGGCAGCAAUUUGAAUCAGUUCCUCAAUGAGAAUUGGUCCGAUGUCUGGAGCGAGCUGCAGCCCUCGGUGCAUGUGGCCAUUGCAGAGAUUAUGAAGAGCAUUCUAUCAACACUCUUCAAGCGUUUCGCCUACGAGGAUAUCUUCUUGGAGGGCUCUGACGAUCCCAAGCCCUGUAAAUAUGGCGAUUCAGAGUGCAUGGUGAAGAUAAUUAAUUAUUUAAUAACCGAGAAGUCAACGGUGGGAGAUCGGGAUAUAAACCUGGUCAAACUUGAUCCUUUGCCGGUGGCCAAGAUGAGCGUCAAGCAGGGUGAGGAUAGUCCAGUCAACAUUGAUCUUACUUUCAUCGAUAACAAUAUCGAAGGCAUAAGCACACUGAAGUUCAGCAAAGUCAAAGGUUUCGGUAAGGAUUUAGCCAAAAAGCACGAGCUACAGUUUAAUGCUGCGAAAUUGUCCCUGGUUGGACCUUAUAGUAUCAAGGGAAAAGUUCUAAUACUUCCAAUUAGUGGCACGGGCAAAAGCAACAUGACAUUGGUUAAUUGCGAUGUGUCCGUCGUUUUUACCGGAGAACCCUUUGAAAAGGACGGAGAGACUUACAUGAAGGCAACAAAUUUGAAAAUAAUAGCCAAGCCCGAGCGGUUGUAUUAUUACUUCAGCAAUCUCUUCAAUGGCGAUAAGGCUCUGGGUGAUAAUAUGAACGCUUUCCUAAAUGAUAACUGGGAAGCCAUCUAUAAAGAGGUGCAGAAUUCGAUGCAGUCGGCAUUCUCUGAGAUAUUUCAAGCGAUUAUCUCAAAGGUCUUCUCAAAGUAUCCCUAUGAGAAAUUCUUCGAGGCAUGAAUAUAAUGUAUAUUCAGCAAUAUAAACUUAAAAAAGCUAAGUCAAUAAAAAUGUGAAUAAUAAAUUAUUUGUAUGCUCAAUUGACAGAAGAAAAA